AUGUCCGCCGCCUCCGCAGCCACUCGGCGCCCGCCACCUCAGCGCCCGCGCCGCCCCACGUCGCCGCCGGCCCGCGGGACCCAGAUCCGGCCCGCGCGCCGCCGCCGCUCGCCCGUCGCGGCCCGAAUCCCGCGCUGCCUGGCUCCCUCCUCCGCCGCCUCCUCGCGCCACCACGCCGCUCGCCGCUGGCGAUCUCCACCUCGCCGCCAUUGCGCACCUCGCCACCCCGCUCGCCCCGCGCGCCGCCACCUGCAACCGACGCCGCCCCCGCACGCCGUCGCCCACGCACCCUCGCCCCGCGCCGCCUCGCUCACCCCGCCGCCUGGGAGCUCCUCCGCCGACGCUCACCGGAGCUCCAGCUCCUCCCGCCUCCUCGCACCGGCCGGCGACCCAGCGCCGCCGCCGACGACCGCGUCUGGCCAGUCAAGGGCAUGCCUCUCCCCUUCUUCCUCCUGCUUCCUCUCUCUCACUCUCACCGGAUCUCUCUCUUCCAAGGAUCGCCGGAGCGCCCACCUCGCCGGAGAACCGCACCUUGCCGGAGGCGAAUGUCAUGCCCAAGAUGCGACCCUAUCCUAA
This is a messenger RNA of Aegilops tauschii subsp. strangulata, 576 nucleotides long. Lineage: Eukaryota; Viridiplantae; Streptophyta; Magnoliopsida; Poales; Poaceae. The record is from RefSeq and is a predicted model, not a curated record.